AUGCAAAUGAAUGAGACUGCGAUCAACAUGAAGCCUGAUCCCAAUCAAGUCGCAUGCGACGAAUUUUACAACAGCCUCAACCUCGAUAACCUCCCUCCCAACCAUAAUCUACAAGCUGCUGGAAAUAAGAACAAUGUUACAUCGGGCCCAGAGACGAUAAAAACAGAGGUCCCACAGAAAGCUCCAAAGAAGAGGAAGAGAGUGGUAAUCUCAUGUACUGAGUGUCAUAGGCGCAAGCAAAAGUGUGAUCGUCAAUUUCCAUGUUCGAAUUGUGUUAAUCGCAAUAAGCAAGAUGUUUGUCAAUAUGAGAAUGAAUCUGCGAGGAAACAACAAUUACUAGAUGACUUAAGGUCGUCCGAUAAUGCGGAAUAUGGAAAGAAUGCACAAGUCGAAUCGGAUUCCGUAGCAAAAGUUAGUGCUUUAGGAUAUGCAAAGUCAAAUGGGACCCAUUCAAAUACAACACUGGGGAUCUUCAAGAAGAUAGAGGCAGAGGUCAACGAUGGGGCCGCUGUGACAUCGCAUUCCAUAACAACGUCAGAGAAUGCUGGACUUCGGGAGAAAUACAAGAGCUUGAUACGACAAUUACCUUCCCGACCAUACAUUGAUAUGCUUUUAAAGACAUUCUUCCGCGAAGUCAACUUUCAAUAUUAUGCUUUAGAUGAAGGAACCUUUCGCGAUCAUCUCAGAAAUUGGAACAAUCUCUCUUUUGCAACGUUGAAUAAAGGACCACAGGAAUUACCUGCAGACUUACAAUUCUUCCCCGCUCUCCUGUUUCAAUGUAUCGCUAUGGCCUUACUAUUUCAGCCCCCAGAUCAUGACCCAAGUUUAGAGUCACUCAAAUAUGCAGCUGGAAUGUCAUUUGAUGAUCUUGCGGCUGAUUACAGUGAUUCGGGAGUCAGUAUCUUGACCUUAUUAGGCAAACGAAAUACUACUCUUGUGACUGUUCAGGCAGGGUUUGUAAGGGCGUCGUACUUGAAAUAUAGUGGAAUGGUGCCUGAGAGUUGGCAUUCUCUAUCUCAAACAAUCAAAGACGCCCAAGAGAUUGAAUUACACAAAGAUAACUAUCAACCUCAACGUCACAAGCCCGAAGAUGGAUAUGAACAUAUUUGGCAUCAACAACUUCGAAGGAGAACCUGGCUUGUACUCGCUCUGUGGGAUGUACACAUGGCAUUGGUCCUUGGCCGACCUACCACCAUUGAUAUGCGUGAUCCAAGACCACCUUUUCCUAUCGACGCUCCUAUACCCGCGACUCUUGAAGAUCGACGCAAGACCCCUCCUAUAGAACGAAAACCUACAGAUAUGCCUACACCUUUGACAAUGCUGUUAUGGUAUGUUGAAGUUAUGGCUCCACUUUGGGACAUAUAUUACCUUGAGAAAGAUGGACCACAACCCAGUGAUGCACUCAAGGUUCAAAAGAUGCACAUUAAUAUCAAACAAAUUCAUGAGUUAUGUCCACCCUACUUCAGAGCCGAAAACCCCGACACAACUUGGGAUAAUCAUCCUGAUUGUUAUUGGCUUCCACCUUGCAGAUUAAUCUUCCAGAACGGUGGUGCAUUCACAACAAUGGCUCUUCAUAGACCAUAUAUUUGUCUUUCGGUUUCAAGUCGUCGUUCUGCUCUUGAAGCUGGUUUGGAUAUUUUACGAGUGCAACGUGAAUAUUUCAGUUUACUACAGACAAAACAUUACAAAAUGUUCAACCUUGUCCUUAAUACAUUUGACGCUAUUAUCCUCUCGGCCGCCAUCUAUAUCCUACAUCCAUUCGAGAAUAGGGAUCUUCUUGACAAUACUCUACAACAUUUUGAUUGGGCAAUGGAAAGAUUCCAGACUAUGAUUGGUCGCAAUGCUAUUGCAAAUACUGCAGCUGGCGUACUGAAAGCAAUCAAUAUUCGUUUGAAGAAAGCAUUAGGAACAAAUAAACCUCAACCAUCAACUCCAUCAGAUGUUGGAUCCAAUCCAUCAUCAACAGUCGCUAGCUCACAAGCUGUAAGAUCUGGUACUUCUACAUCCGCACAAUCUUACAAUUCUCCUGCAUCGUCCACCGAUCCUUCAACCAUAUCUUCGGCAAAUUCUGUCAAUGGAAGUCAUUACAAUCUUCCCACAAUACAAAACUUAACCUCGCCAAAUCCCAAUAUAUCAGCUGCUUGGGAAUUUCAAGGAGCUAAUAACAUUAUGCCACACAAUUUCGAUCUGUCUUCAAUUGCUCCUUUGCAACCGAUGCAUGAUCUUAUAUUCAAUGAUUUGAGUACGAACCUGGGAGGAACAAAUUAUGAUUUGCCAUAUCAAAAUUUCCAAGACGCAAGUUUGUAUGCGCAACCUGAACCAUGGCAAUUUGAAGGAGAUUUGGGUCAGGAUAGUUUUUGGGCAGUUAUGAAUAAUUACAAUCCUUAA
Botrytis fragariae is the source of this 2388-nucleotide messenger RNA. Its product is annotated as putative fungal specific transcription factor domain-containing protein. Gene Ontology annotation, molecular function: zinc ion binding; DNA binding; DNA-binding transcription factor activity, RNA polymerase II-specific. The record is from RefSeq and is a predicted model, not a curated record. Gene Ontology annotation, cellular component: nucleus. Lineage: Eukaryota; Fungi; Ascomycota; Leotiomycetes; Helotiales; Sclerotiniaceae. The transcript has 2 exons. Bases 1 to 2388 code for a protein of 795 amino acids. Gene Ontology annotation, biological process: DNA-templated transcription; regulation of DNA-templated transcription.